Microthlaspi erraticum is the source of this 360-nucleotide messenger RNA. The record is from the annotation of a GenBank genome assembly. Lineage: Eukaryota; Viridiplantae; Streptophyta; Magnoliopsida; Brassicales; Brassicaceae.
AUGGAUCUUCACGGACAGUUCCGGCAUAAAUCUGGACCACGGACAAGCAUCCGAAGCUUCGUAACAUCAUUGCUAAUGGUGGAAGCCCUCUCGUUUCGAUCCGCCCUCAACCACGCGCUAGAGAUCGGAAUCACAACCAUCCACCUCAAAUCAGACGCUCGAGACCUCGUCCGAGCUAUCAACAUGCAAGAGCAAAUCGCAGAGAUCUAUGGGAUCCUCUUCGAUGUUAAAACUCUCGCCUCAAUGUUCUCCUCUAUCUCUUUCAGUUUCAUUUCGCGAUCUGAGAACGAUAAGGCAGAUUUACUCGCAAAGAAUGCGAAAAGUCGACCCUACAGUACAAGUGUAACCGGUGACAUUUAA